GGCAAACGGGAGGGACAACUGUUCUUAGGUUUCCGGUUUCCAGGUUAGCGUUUUGUCAGGGUUUGUUGGGGGUGUGCCGGUGGCCUAGGCGGAAUCCAACGGCUGGACCAUGUCGGCCUUUGAGAAGCCUCAGAUCAUCGCCCAUAUACAGAAGAGCCUCAACUAUACGGUAUUCGACUGUAAGUGGGUGCCCUGCAGCGCCAAGUUUGUGACCAUGGGCAACUUCGCGCGGGGCACCGGCGUCAUUCAGCUGUACGAGAUCCAGCACGGGGACCUAAAGCUGCUUCGGGAGAUUGAAAAGGCCAAACCUAUUAAAUGUGGAACAUUUGGUGCAACAUCUUUACAGCAGAGAUAUUUAGCUACUGGGGAUUUUGCUGGAAACCUUCAUAUAUGGAACUUGGAAGCUCCAGAUAUCCCAGUAUAUUCUGUAAAGGCUCAUAAGGAAAUUAUAAAUACCAUAGAUGGUGUCGGUGGACUAGGCAUCGGGGAAGGGGCACCUGAAAUUGUCACUGGCAGCCGAGAUGGAACCGUGAAGGUGUGGGACCCAAGGCAGAAAGAUGACCCCGUUGCUAAUAUGGAACCUGUACAAGGAGAAAACAAGAGAGACUGCUGGACCGUGGCAUUUGGCAAUGCAUAUAAUCAAGAGGAACGUGUCGUUUGUGCUGGUUAUGACAACGGAGAUAUCAAACUAUUUGAUCUCAGAAAUAUGUCAUUACGGUGGGAGACAAAUAUAAAAAACGGGGUAUGUAGCUUGGAGUUUGACAGAAAAGACAUAAGUAUGAAUAAAUUAGUAGCUACAUCUCUGGAAGGAAAGUUUCAUGUUUUUGACAUGAGAACACAGCAUCCAACCAAAGGUUUUGCUUCCGUUUCAGAAAAGGCUCAUAAAUCUACUGUGUGGCAGGUCCGGCACCUGCCACAGAACAGAGAGCUCUUCCUGACAGCUGGAGGCGCUGGCGGCCUGCACCUCUGGAAGUACGAAUACCCAAUUCAGCGGUCCAAGAAAGAUUCCGAGGGUGUAGAGAUGGGAGUUGCGGGUUCGGUCAGCCUCCUGCAGAAUGUCACGUUGUCUACCCAGCCCAUUUCCAGUUUGGACUGGAGUCCAGAUAAGAGGGGUCUCUGCCUCUGUAGUUCAUUUGAUCAAAUGGUAAGAGUACUGAUUGUUACCAAACUCCAUAAAAUUUGAUCUGAAGACUUUGGACACAAAACCUCCAGAGGAACCCUCAGAAUUUAGAAUCUGUUCUGGGAUCCUUUGACCCUUGAAGAAAGUUGGAUUUGACAAAAAAAGGCCCCGGGCCAGCCUCUCUCGGGGUGUGAACUGAGCAGUGCCCGGCGGCCUGACUGGACACUGGUUUGCUGUUGCACAGGAGGCCACCACAGGCCCCAGCACCACUCUGUUCCUCUCCCCUUUGUUUCUGAUAAAACGUCAAAACUUUUCUCUCUUGAGACAUUUGAAAUUGGCUCUGCAUCCACAAAGUUCCAUGUUUUAUAACAGUGCUAUGGUAGUGACUUAAUUUGGUUUAAAAUAGUGUGCCUUGUUGUUCCCUAGUGGCUCAGCGAGUUAAGGAUCCAGCUUUGUCAUGCAGGGCCUCGGGUUUCUACUUUGGUGUGGGUUCAGUCCCUGGCCUGGGAAUUUACACAUUUGGGCCCAGCCAAAAAAAAAAAAAAUUACAAUAGUUUACCUUGGUAAAAUGACUGAAUUAACCUUCAUAAAUAAAUAUACUUUGAGGCAUUUCAGUGUCAGUAAAUUUCUAUAAAGAUUACUACUUUAUAAAAUACCAAAAUGGUAUUAUGGUCAACCUAGAUUUAGGUCACUAUUUCAGCAGUGUAAUUCUUAAAAUGAAAUAUGUGAAAUACCAUGAUUUACAAAGACCUCUUUUUUUUAAGUUAAAAAACAGAAGUCAAAUUCCUGAGACUUCAGUUAUUGGCUGUGGUAAGUGAUGGUGAAAUGUAUAAGACUGUGGGGCUUUUGUCGCCUUGUUUUUGUCAAUCUUUUUAAUAUAUUUUGUCAAUAAAUUUUGCUUGUAAAAUC
Molecule: messenger RNA, 2029 nt
Organism: Phacochoerus africanus (Common warthog)
Lineage: Eukaryota; Metazoa; Chordata; Mammalia; Artiodactyla; Suidae
Gene: DNAAF10
Product: dynein axonemal assembly factor 10
Exons: 8
Coding region: 110-1183 (357 amino acids)
Molecular function (GO): ubiquitin binding
Source: RefSeq, a predicted model, not a curated record